AUGAAAUUAGGGAAAGUCUGGAUUUUCAUAGCUUUAGUAUAUGUAGUUACUAGCUUAAAAUGUGAAAAUGUUAAUAACAAAAAAAAUGGUAAUAAUGUAGAGAGGAAUAGUGAGAUUGAUAAUAUGAAUCGAGAACAGAUUUUAGAAAACAAUAUUAAUGAAGCACAUAGAAAGAUAAAAGAAUGUGAAAAUCAAAAAAAUGAAUUAGCUAUUCAAAUUAAAAAUGUUCAAAAUAGUUUAUAUAAAUAUACAGAAAAUAAUAAGAAUGAAUUAAAUUUGUGCAUAUCUCAAAUGAGUAAAACUGAAAAUUUGUUUAAAAAGUGUAAAGAAAAGGAACUAAAACAUAGUGAAGAAAUUAAAAAUAUAACAAAUGAAUAUAAGGAGAAUUUAAAUAAAAAGGAAAACGAAAAAAAAAACUUUGAAGAUAAAAUAAGUAACUUAGAAAUUAAAAUAGCUAAUGCUGAAUAUAAAUUAAAUAAUUGCAAUAAAAAAUAUGAAAAUUAUUACUAUAAUAAUGGAUAUGAAAAUGCGGAAAAUUAUUUAAUAUCUUAUGAUAUGAUUAAGGGAUAUUUUUAUAAAAUUUAUAAAAUAUAUAAAACAAUUUAUAUCAUAAUAAUUGAAAAUACAUAUUUAUUUGAAAUAUUUAACAAAAUUUAUAUUAUAUAUUAUAACUUGAUUAAAUAUGCAAAAAUGUAUGGUACUUUGGCAAUUAGUAGGAUAUAUGAAUUUUAUGAAUUUAUACUAAACAAUAAUAUAACAAACAUAAUUAUAAAUAUAUAUAAUAAUUACAUUUCUAAAUAUUAUCACCUUUUUUUAAAAAAUAAAGUUAAUAAUAGUAUUUUAUCGCCUAGUUAUGAUUUAAUUUUAAAACAUAUUAAGAAUAUAAUUCCAAUAUUAUUAACAUUAAAAGAUGGAUAUUUUAAAUAUGUAGAAUAUUUUGUCCAAAAAUUAAAUAUAAAUGCAGAAAAUUUAGUAAACAAAAUAAAUACUAUAAAUCCAGAAUUAAAGGGAAUAAUACCUACUAACUUACUUGAUCAAAUAAUAUUUUUAUUAUUUUUCACUAUUGUUAACUUUAUUCACAUAUAUAUAUUGUUUUAUAUUAUAUAUAUAUCAUUUAAAUAUUCCAUAAAAACUAUAACAUGUUUAUUGGGAUGGAUAUGGUUUUUUAUUUCAUCCAUAUUUCAACUUAUAAUUUUUAUUUUAACAUUGCCAAUUAGGCCUUUUAUACCAAAAAAAAAUCAUAAAAAUAGAAAGAUAUACAGAAGACAUGAUGAUAAUGCUUAUGAUAAUUCAGAAAGAUUAUCCUAUCAACAACAUGAAUACAAAAAAUUAUACAAAAGUCAAAAUGCAUAUCAAAGAAAAUUUUAA
Plasmodium berghei ANKA is the source of this 1368-nucleotide messenger RNA. RefSeq names its product conserved Plasmodium protein, unknown function. The transcript has a single exon. Bases 1 to 1368 code for a protein of 455 amino acids. Lineage: Eukaryota; Apicomplexa; Aconoidasida; Haemosporida; Plasmodiidae. The record is from RefSeq and is a predicted model, not a curated record.